Molecule: messenger RNA, 4842 nt
Organism: Purpureocillium takamizusanense
Lineage: Eukaryota; Fungi; Ascomycota; Sordariomycetes; Hypocreales; Ophiocordycipitaceae
Exons: 4
Coding region: 795-4286 (1163 amino acids)
Biological process (GO): protein transport
Source: RefSeq, a predicted model, not a curated record
CACGGCGCGCGGCCAAACGUCACCACCGCCUCGGUUCGUUAUCCCAACUAAACCUUGCCUCUUCCCACCCUGCCAUCCCCAUCGCUGGCCGACGACCGUUUCCUCUUAUCCGACAUGAUCGCUCCAAAACACCGUGGUGCCAGUCAACGCUUCUCUCAUCUGCCGCCUUUCUUCACCACGACGUGCGCCAACAGCCCGUGACGAGACGGGACGCCAGAAAAACGCUUUCUCUUCCCUGCUUCACUCUGACGUUAGCGUGCCCCUACUCUAAAACCCCCCUGCAGUUCCACCACCACCAGCUCGCCGCAUCAGGCACCUCAAAGAGAAAAACCGGGAUUGAAGCUUCCAGUCCCUCCAGGUUUCGUCCCGCCGGGCCACAAUCCCAGACACCUAUUGCUCCAGAGAGCUCCCCCCCUUCAUCUUCAGCGCGCGCCGCGUCCCGUCACGUCCGUCCUUCAACCUCCGUGCUCCGGCUCAAGCAGCCUCUCUCUCUACACGACGCCCUCCUCUCUAUCUCGACCACACCUCUUUCUUGCAUGCUAACUCGGAUGCACUCGUCGGUCUGCAUCAUUUUUCGGCCUGUUGGUUCGCCGCACCUGCUGGGCCCGCCCGCCUUCGAUUCGCCAAUCCGUCCGCCGUCACCCGUCUCCAUCUGAUCCGCUCCGUCGCCGCUCCUCGCCAGCGCGGGCCCCGAGCAUCGCCCCCCUCCCGUCAACCCAUUUCACGACAGCAAUUUUCAGCAAACUCCAGCCCGGUCGCCGACGUCGCCGGAGUGCGAUAGCAUUCUGCCCGCCAUGGCUGAGCCCAGCGGCGCCCUCAAGCCCGGCAACGGUGCUGCCCACGCCAACGGCAAGCUCAACGGCAAGCCUGCCAACGCACGCACCACGGUCAGGCAAAGGCGUGGCUUCAUGGCCUGGGCCGUCAGUCUCCUCGCGAGGCUCGCGACGUGGUCCGUCAUCCUCACCAUCCUCUUCCGAUGCCCCUCGUCGCUUGAGGCUUGCGACGAGUCCUCGCCCCUCAUCUGCAAACAUUACUUCCGAGCCAGGAAUGCCGUGUCGCCGCACGUUCAGCCCUACUACGACCAGUACGCUGCGCCCUACGUCGACGUCGCCCGCCCCUAUUACGACACGGUCAACUCGCGUGUUUUGACUCCGACCCGCGUCUACGCCGUCCAGUACAGCGCCCCCUGGGUCAAAAAGGGACAGGACUUUGCUCGCGCGCAGUGGGAGACUAACGGGCAGCCCCAGGUUGCCCGCAUCCAGGAGCUCACACAGGCACGCUAUGACCAGUCCAUCGCACCGCACCUGAACAAGGCAAGCGAGCUUGUUGGGCCAUACUACGACAUCGCAAAGACCAAUGGGCUGCAGCUAUACUUCGACUAUCUCGUACCGAGCUACAAAUUCGUACACCCAUAUGCGCUCCAGGGCUAUGGCGCCGCGUCCGGCUUCGCCACCGACACGGCGCUUCCUGCCGCCUACUGGGCAUGGAACAAGACGAACGUCUUUCUAGACACCUCUGUGUGGCCUCAGCUGCGUGUACUCUACGUCGACAACGUGGAGCCACAGCUGCUGCGCAUAGGCGAGCGCCUGGGACGGUACAAGAACCAGACCAAAUCAAGGGUGCUCCCAGAAAAGGGUUACAGCGCGCCGCCUGAUGCGGUCUCGUCAUCCUUCAGCAAGCCGACGCCCCAGAGUUUGACCACGCCUUCGGCAGCGGCCGAGGAGGCCAUCGCCUCAACGACUACCGAGCUUGAGGAGCCUACUGAGACCCCCAGCAACUACGCGAACCCCGUCGAAGCCCCGCCGCCCGCUGAGAACGAGAGCGACAAGCGCCGCAGGGCCCGGGAGAUGGUUGCCCAAGAUCUCGAGCUGUGGCAGAACAAGUUCGCCGCGCAGGCCGAGGAGGGCGCCGCCGAUAUGGAGGACCGCGUCGACGAAAUCGCUCGCCGGAUGGUGGAGGAAAACGUCAAGGGCACCGGCAGCGGACUGGUUAAAGAGCUCGAGGCGACCAUCGAAUCUGAGCUCGCCGCGCUCAAGACCAAGAUCUCGUCCAUCGUCGAGGAAGACUCCGAGACUGCUGAUGCCAAGGCCGUUGCUGCGGUCCGAGUCGCUGGCGUCGCCAUUAAGAAGGCGGCCCAGAUCAUCCGCGGCUGGCGCGAGGACUACGAUGCUGAAUUGCAGGAAACGGUCAUUGGUGCCGCCGACGUGCACUUCCAGAUACUCGACGAAACCAGAGGCCUUGCUCUCCAGCAGAUUGGUAUGAAGUGGGCGUGGACCGACGGCGUGACGUACAAGGACUGGGCCAAGUACCACGAGCUCAAGAACACGCUCACGCAGUGGACCGACGAGCUCAAGCAGCUCAUCGUCUCGCACCCGACCCUGCUGGAGGCCCAGGACGCCGCGGCCCAGGUCGAGGAGGAGGGCAUGACCAUUGCUACCACGGCUGCGAAGGAGCUCGCCAGGCUGAAAGAGGUGGCGCGGUGGAAGAUUCUGGCCAAGGACGCCACUGAAAACUUCGAGUCCGAGGCCAUGCGGCUGGCGGCAGAGGCUGCGCAGAAGAAGGAAGAGGUGAAGGAGACAGUCGCCGAGCAGCUAGACGAGGCGCAGCAGAUUCUGGGCGAUGCCGCCGAGGCAGGAAGCCUUUCGGUGGAGGACCUCUCCAGUGCCAUUGAGGAGGCCGCAACGGCCACGGCCGAGCACGUCGCCGAUGCCGCCUCAGCAGCUACGUCGGUGGUCGUGAACGAGGCGAGCGUCGCCGCCGAGGCGGUCAAGGAACAGCUUAGCGCGGCCAGCAGCAUGGCAUCGAGCGGUGUCUUUGGCGAGGAGACCGAGGAAACGCCCGUAGCACGAGCGGAGCCAGCCGAGCCUAUUGAGGAGCCCAUCAUCCUUGGCUCCCCGGACGAGGUGGGGGAUACAGACUCGACUGAGACCACGGCGGCGGUGGAGGAGAAACCAGCCGACACGAUCAUCACAGAGGCCGCCGACUCGGAUGCCGCCGCCGAGGAGCCGUCCGAAUCGAGCACGGAGCCAGAAGAUGGACCGACGAAGCCAAGCGAGACACCAAAGGUACACGCGGCCAUGUUUGGCGCCGCGGCGCAGAAAGUCUCUCAGCGCGGCCCGAUCCUGGACAACGAGCCCGAAGGCGACCUCAUCGGAAGCGCCACGAGUGCCGCGCAGGACGCCUACUCCAACGCCGUGUCCCUGGCCUCAGACAAGUACUCGAGCGCCAUGUCCAUCGUCUCGGCGCAAGUCUACGGAACGCCCAAGCCGGUUCACGACCAGCUGUUUGCCUCGGUGUCGGCGGCGUACGAGACCGCGGUCGCUGCCGCCAGCAACAAGCUGAAGGACGCGGUGCAGGCUGCGUCGACUGGUGUCUACGGCAAGCCCAAGCCGACGGCCACGUCGCCGGUCAACUGGCACAAGGUCGAAGCGAUUGCGGCGCAGCGGCUCAACGAGGGACGCAUGUGGGCAGAGAUCCAGUACCAGAGCGCCUUGCUGGCCAUGGGCCUCGCGGCGCCCACGCCGACUUCGGGAUCCGAGAAGCUUGUCAAUCAGGCCAAGCUGCAGUACUAUGCCGGGCUCGGGCUGGCGCAGGAUCGAUACAUGAGCUUCGUCUCGGCUGCUUCGUCGGCGUGGUCUUCGGUCACGGCGACGCCGACGCCGACGGAUUUCGUUGGCUCCGCCUCGUCGAUUGCUUCGGUCGCGAGCGAGUCUGCGUCGUCGGUGGCGCAUGCCGCCGGAGAGGCCGCCGAGUCGGCCUACUCGGCAGCGACCGAGGGCGUCAUGUCGGCGGCCAAGGAGGUCGAGGACUCGUUUGCGUCGGUCGUGGACGCGGCUGGCGAGCAAAUAUACAUUGCGGGCUCUGCCAUUGCCGAGCGGUGGGACGACAUCGUGGCCGAGAUUAGCGGCAACGUGUACGGCGAGCCGACCGCCAUUGGGUGGUUCGAGGGGCUCAUUGACGGGGCGGCCUCGGCGACCAAGACUGUCGGCGAGGGCGUGUCAUCGGCGGCGGACGCGGCUGUGACGGCGCGGGCCAAGGCCGAGGACCAGUACUCUGCGAUGGGAGAGAUGCUAUCGGAGCUGGUGAGCGGUAAGGAGCCGGCGUUUACGGAGAGCGUAUGGUCGCGGUUCCAGGCCGUGUACUCGACGGCGUCGGCCAGCGCGAGCAGCGUGGCGAGCGAGGCGAGCGCGCGGGCGGCGAGCGUGGGCUCCAAGGUGGGCAGCGCGGCGAGCCAGGCGACGGAGGCGGUCAAGGAGUCUGUGCAGCACGCCAGGGACGAGCUGUGAGGUGAAGCAGCAAAGAAGAGAAGGGGAGGGGAAGGGAGGGGAGGGGUAGGGGGUUGGCAGCGUUGAUUUCGGACGAUACCCAGUUUGAUGCACGUCUUGACGCAAAAAAAAAGGUGGCUGUGGGCUGGAAGUCGGGGAGCGGGUGCCAAAGAUGGCGGUCUGGCAGGCUGAUUAUAUGGACACCAUACGGUGCUAUCCCUCACGAUCCUUUUUGUGUCCUUGGUGCGCCAGCGCGGUGAACUAACUCAUCGAGAGGCUGAGAGUUGGACUCGGCAAGAGACGAGGGAAGGGAGUAGAGGACAUGUUGCAUGAAGGAAGAUGGAGAGUUGAGAGGCCUGAUGGGUACCAUGCAUAUAUGAGCCAGAUGGGGGAUGGAAAGAAAGGAGAAAAAGGCUCGAAGCUUGAAGCUUGAAUGAGAUGACGGUCUCCUUUGUUUUGUCGGUGUGUUCUUGUUGAUUAUAAGUCGAGUGUAUUGUACUGUACUGUAUGGAGUAACGAAAUAGGGACAGACAUGACUUGAGUAUAUACUUAUGAUACGGUACGGCUCGGAAAAGAC